Molecule: messenger RNA, 1868 nt
Organism: Eucalyptus grandis
Lineage: Eukaryota; Viridiplantae; Streptophyta; Magnoliopsida; Myrtales; Myrtaceae
Product: CBL-interacting serine/threonine-protein kinase 24
Biological process (GO): signal transduction; protein phosphorylation
Molecular function (GO): protein kinase activity; ATP binding
Source: RefSeq, a predicted model, not a curated record
UCGACCCUCUCGAUCUCAACCUCUCUCUCGGAAUCGCGCUCCCGCCGGAGCUUGCGGCGGUGGCCGGCCGGCCGGUCGAAGCGGGGACUCCGUCGAUUCCGCCGGCGAGAAUCUUGGGGUCGAGCGCUGCUGGCAGAUCGCUCGUGCAGAUUUCCAGUUUUUUUUUUUGGACGGUGAAUUGGAGGAAGGCGCUGGAUUUUUACGGACGGAGUGGAAAGAGCAUGCCAAGAUGGUGACGAGGAAGGUGGGGAAGUAUCAGGUUGGCCGGACAGUAGGAGAAGGGACUUUUGCAAAGGUCAAAUUUGCGCAGAACACGGAGAAUGGAGAGUGCGUGGCCGUGAAAAUCUUGGCUAAAAGCACCAUUCUUAAGCACAGAAUGGUUGAUCAGAUCAAAAGAGAGAUAUCCAUAAUGAAGAUUGUCAGACAUCCGUAUAUAGUCAGAUUGCAUGAGGUUUUGGCAAGCCCGACAAAAAUAUACAUUAUUCUUGAGUUUGUUUCUGGAGGAGAAUUAUAUGAUAAAAUUGUUAACCAGGGAAGGCUUUCUGAAAAUGAAUCUAGACGGUUUUUUCAGCAGUUAAUAGAUGCAGUUGCCCACUGUCAUAGUAAGGGUGUCUACCACAGGGACCUGAAGCCUGAAAAUCUUCUUCUUGAUAGUCAUGGAAACUUAAAAGUCUCUGACUUUGGAUUGAGUGCAUUGCCCCUUCAGGAGCAGGGAGAUGGACUUCUUCAUACAACUUGUGGAACCCCAAAUUAUCUUGCUCCUGAGGUUCUCGGUCAGCGGGGUUAUGAUGGUGCCGCAGCUGAUAUAUGGUCAUGUGGUGUCAUUCUUUAUGUUUUAAUGGCUGGAUAUCUUCCAUUUGAUGAGACAGAUCUUCCAACACUGUACAAAAAGAUAACUGCUGCAGAGUAUGUAUGUCCGAUUUGGCUUUCUCUGGGGGCAACGUCAUUGAUCAAAAGAUUACUUGAUCCCAAUCCUAGAAAUCGCAUUGGUAUUGAAGGAAUUAGAAAGCAUUCAUGGUUCCGAAAAAAUUAUAUGCCAGCAAGAUGUAAGGAAGAUGAAGAAGUUAAUUUGGAUGAUGUCCGCGCUGUUUUUGAUGACAUUAAGGAGCAAUAUGUAGCUGAGCAGUCAGAAUCCAAAGAUGGUGGCCCUUUGAUAAUGAAUGCAUUUGAGAUGAUCACAUUAUCUCAGGGAUUAAAUCUAUCAUCACUAUUUGACCGGCAGCAGGAUUUCAUAAAGAGACAAACUCGUUUUGUCUCGAAAUCCGCAAAAGUGAUCAUCUCAUCUAUAGAAGCAGUGGCAGGGUCAAUGGGUCUCAAGGUCCAUACACGUAAUUUUAAGACAAGACUUGAAGGAUUGUCUGCAAAUAAAGCCGGCCAGUUUGCAGCUGUCAUUGAGGUUUAUGAAGUGGCACCGUCCCUCUUCCUGGUAGAUGUUAGGAAGGCCGCUGGAGAUACUCUUGAUUAUCAUAAGUUUUACAGGAGUUUCUGUAAAAAACUUGAGCAUAUUAUAUGGAAGCCAACAGAGAGUAAUGCCAAGCAUGGUCUGCUUAGAACGAAGAGUUGCAACUCCUAGUUUGUAUUGAUGUAAAGCAAAUCAAUUAAGCAGGCUCUGUAGUGGUGCAACCAACUUGCAAAUCGAGGCAACAGCGUGCCGGAGCGGUCUUGUGCUGUAUAUAAACUUAAUUUUUGACGAUCUAUAUAGUGACGAAAUCAUUACAUGUGAUGUUUGUUUCUUGACCUGAGAAUCAUCAUCUACAGUCUUAUGGUCGUAGGCCUUGGAAUUCAUAUUUCAGACGAAGCUAUGUAAACGAGCAAUUCAAGACUAUCUCAAGUCGCAAGAUACAUAGAAGCCCUUUUUUUCUACUCAA